CUAACGCGGGAGGGAGCCCGCGGCCGGGGCUGGACUCUCGCCCCGCCACCUCCGGCGACGCUCUCGGCUCAGCCUCGGCGCCUGGCGACCGCAGAAAGACUUGAAUGCAGCGAUCAUGUAAAUUAGAGAAAAAAGAUAAAAAUAAUCUCUGGAUAUUCCACUCACGUGAUAUUUAUUCUGGAUGAAGCAUUGAGAUCGCUGCUAGAAGCUUACUACUGGAAUUCACUGCUGUAGAGAGAACCUCAGAAGUGAGAGUGAGAAAAAUGGAGACGCGAUAACUUCAAGUGCAUAUGGUGGAUAUAGAUUUCUGCUGCAAGGAAAUAAUAGCUGGCGAUGGAAUUUCAUUCUUUUGACUUCUAGAUUCCUUGCCAAGAGCUGUUUCGUGAGACAGUCUGCUUUCUAAGAAGUCUGGGUGGUCACCGUUCUCCACGGGGCAGAGCCAGGGGGCCCAGACACAGUGCACUGAGCUUGCUGGCAGCUGGCCUACCUGGAGGUCAGGGGCGGCCCCCUGGGAAGACACAGGAGUGGUAGAAAGAUGGCUCUGCUGAGAUAAGCUCUUAAUUAAUGCACUGAGAGCUUAGGAGUCCCACCUCUCAACAGGAAUGAUUGACGUUCAAGGAUACAUAAAUUACACUAAUUGAGCCCUGCCUCUAUAAUAGACUUCCUAGAGCAACUCAUCAGAGAAGCUAGGCUUGUACCACAACCAGUACCUUUGCUUGACAACUCUAAUGUGCAAACUGCCACAAGAUUGGUGGAGAAUACAGCUUUUGGAGUUCCUACUCUUCUAAGACAAAGCGAUUUCAAAUUUCUGUGCAAGCAAGAAAACUAAAGACGUCUUUAAAGAAGAAGAGAAGACAGGCCGAUGAGAAUUGAGCCCUGAGCGUAAUUUCUAACAGCCAGGACUGAUGUGCACACGGAAGGAAUGAAGUAUGGAUGUGAAGGAACGCAGGCCUUACUGCUCCCUGACCAAGGGCCGUCGCGAGAAGGAGCGGCGCUACACGAAUUCCUCCGCAGACAGUGAGGAGUGCCGCGUGCCCACGCAGAAGUCUUACAGCUCCAGCGAGACCUUGAAAGCUUUUGAUCACGAUUCCUCACGGCUGCUUUACGGGAACAGAGUGAAGGAUUUGGUCCACAGAGAAGCAGACGAGUACACCAGACAAGGACAGAAUUUUACCCUAAGGCAGUUAGGCGUUUGUGAACCAGCAACUCGAAGAGGACUGGCAUUUUGUGCGGAAAUGGGGCUCCCCCACAGAGGUUACUCUAUCAGUGCAGGGUCAGAUGCUGACACUGACAAUGAAGCAGUGAUGUCCCCAGAGCAUGCCAUGAGACUGUGGGGCAGGGGGGUCAAGUCAGGCCGCAGCUCCUGCCUGUCAAGUCGGUCCAACUCAGCCCUCACCCUGACAGACACGGAGCACGAGAACAAGUCGGACAGUGAAGCCGAGCAACCUGCAAAUAACCAAGGCCAGUCCACCCUGCAGCCUUUGCCACCUUCCCAUAAGCAACACUCUGCACAGCAUCAUCCAUCCAUCACUUCUCUCAAUAGAAACUCCCUGACCAAUAGAAGGAACCAGAGUCCGGCCCCGCCGGCUGCUUUGCCCGCCGAGCUGCAAACCACACCCGAGUCCGUCCAGCUGCAGGACAGCUGGGUCCUUGGCAGUAAUGUACCACUGGAAAGCAGGCAUUUCCUAUUCAAAACAGGAACGGGGACCACGCCACUGUUCAGCACUGCGACCCCAGGAUACACAAUGGCGUCUGGUUCUGUUUACUCGCCGCCUACUCGGCCGCUGCCUAGAAACACCCUGUCAAGAAGCGCUUUCAAGUUCAAGAAGUCUUCCAAGUACUGCAGCUGGAAGUGCACCGCCCUGUGCGCCGUAGGGGUCUCGGUGCUCCUGGCAGUACUCCUGUCCUACUUCAUAGCAAUGCAUCUCUUUGGCCUCAACUGGCAGUUACAGCAGACUGAAAAUGACACGUUUGAGAACGGAAAAGUGAAUUCUGACACCAUGCCAACCAACACUGUAUCGUUACCUUCUGGUGACAAUGGAAAAUUCGGCGGAUUUACGCAAGAAAAUAACACCAUAGAUUCUGGAGAACUUGAUGUUGGCCGAAGAGCAAUUCAAGAGGUCCCUCCCGGGAUCUUCUGGAGAUCACAGCUCUUUAUCGACCAGCCACAGUUUCUUAAGUUCAAUAUCUCUCUUCAGAAGGAUGCAUUGAUUGGAGUGUAUGGCCGAAAAGGCUUGCCACCCUCCCAUACCCAGUACGACUUUGUGGAGCUCCUGGACGGCAGUAGGCUGAUUGCGAGAGAGCAGCGGAACCUGGUCGAGUCGGAGCGAGCCGGGCGGCAGGCCAGGUCUGUCAGUCUCCACGAGGCCGGCUUCAUCCAGUACUUGGAUUCGGGAAUCUGGCAUCUGGCUUUUUAUAAUGACGGGAAGAGUGUGGAGCAGGUGUCAUUCAAUACUAUCGUUAUAGAGUCUGUGGUGGAAUGCCCCCGAAAUUGCCAUGGAAAUGGGGAGUGUGUUUCUGGAACUUGCCAUUGUUUUCCAGGAUUUCUGGGUCCGGACUGUUCAAGAGCAGCCUGUCCAGUGCUGUGCAGCGGCAACGGGCAGUACUCCAGGGGUCGCUGCCUCUGCUUCAGCGGCUGGAAGGGCACCGAGUGCGAUGUGCCGGCCACGCAGUGCGUAGACCCGCAGUGCGGCGGGCGUGGCAUCUGUAUCAUGGGCUCUUGUGCGUGCAACUCAGGAUACAAAGGAGAAAACUGUGAAGAAGCUGACUGUCUAGACCCUGGAUGUUCUAAUCACGGUGUGUGUAUCCAUGGGGAAUGUCACUGCAAUCCAGGAUGGGGCGGGAACAAUUGUGAAAUUCUCAAGACCAUGUGUCCAGACCAGUGUUCUGGUCAUGGAACGUAUCUUCAAGAAAGUGGCUCCUGUACUUGUGACCCGAAUUGGACAGGCCCAGACUGCUCAAAUGAAAUAUGUUCUGUGGACUGUGGCUCCCAUGGGGUUUGCAUGGGGGGGACUUGUCGCUGUGAAGAAGGCUGGACGGGCCCGGCGUGUAACCAGAGAGCCUGCCACCCGCGCUGUGCAGAGCACGGGACCUGCAAGGACGGCAAGUGUGAAUGCAGCCAAGGCUGGAACGGAGAGCACUGCACCAUCGCUCACUAUUUGGAUAAGAUAGUUAAAGACAAGAUAGGAUAUAAAGAGGGUUGUCCCGGUCUGUGCAACAGCAAUGGGAGAUGCACGCUGGACCAAAACGGCUGGCAUUGUGUCUGCCAGCCGGGCUGGAGAGGAGCAGGCUGCGACGUGGCCAUGGAGACCCUCUGCGCCGACAGCAAGGACAACGAGGGAGAUGGACUCAUUGACUGUAUGGACCCGGAUUGCUGUUUACAGAGUUCCUGCCAAAAUCAGCCCUACUGUCGCGGAUUGCCUGACCCCCAGGACAUCAUUAGCCAAAGCUUACAGUCCCCGCCUCAGCAGGCUGCCAAGUCCUUCUACGACCGCAUCAGUUUUCUCAUAGGAUCUGACAGCACCCAUGUCAUACCUGGAGGAAGUCCUUUCAAUAAGAGCCUUGCAUCCGUCAUCAGAGGCCAAGUACUAACUGCUGAUGGGACGCCACUCAUUGGAGUGAAUGUCUCAUUUUUCCAUUACCCGGAAUACGGAUAUACCAUCACCCGCCAGGAUGGCAUGUUUGACUUGGUGGCAAAUGGUGGGGCUUCUCUAACUCUGGUAUUUGAACGAUCCCCGUUCCUCACUCAGCACCAUACUGUAUGGAUUCCGUGGAACGUCUUUUAUGUGAUGGAUACCCUCGUCAUGAAGAAAGAGGAGAAUGACAUUCCCAGCUGUGACCUGAGUGGCUUCGUGCGGCCAAACCCUAUCAUUGUGUCGUCACCCUUGUCUACGUUUUUUAGAUCUUCUCCCGAAGACAGUCCCAUUAUUCCUGAGACGCAGGUGCUUCAUGAAGAAACCACAAUUCCAGGAACAGAUUUGAAACUUUCCUACCUGAGUUCCAGAGCUGCAGGAUACAAGUCAGUACUCAAGAUCACCAUGACCCAGUCUGUUAUACCGUUUAAUUUAAUGAAGGUUCAUCUUAUGGUAGCUGUCGUGGGAAGACUCUUUCAGAAGUGGUUCCCCGCCUCACCCAACCUGGCCUAUACUUUCAUAUGGGAUAAAACAGAUGCAUAUAACCAAAAGGUCUAUGGGCUAUCGGAAGCUGUUGUGUCGGUUGGAUACGAAUACGAGUCGUGUUUGGACCUGACUCUGUGGGAGAAAAGGACCGCCGUCUUGCAAGGCUAUGAAUUAGAUGCUUCCAACAUGGGUGGUUGGACAUUAAAUAAGCAUCACGUAUUGGACGUUCAAAAUGGCAUACUGUACAAGGGGAACGGGGAAAACCAGUUUAUCUCCCAGCAGCCUCCGGUCGUCAGCAGCAUCAUGGGCAACGGGCGCAGACGCAGUAUCUCGUGCCCGAGCUGCAACGGCCAAGCCGAUGGGAAUAAGCUGUUGGCCCCGGUGGCCUUGGCGUGUGGCAUUGACGGCAGUCUGUACGUGGGGGAUUUCAACUAUGUUCGGCGGAUCUUCCCUUCUGGAAACGUCACAAGUGUUUUAGAACUAAGAAAUAAAGAUUUUAGACAUAGCAGCAACCCAGCUCAUAGAUACUACCUCGCAACCAAUCCAGUCACAGGAGAUUUGUAUGUUUCUGACACUAACACCCGCCGGAUUUAUCGCCCGAAGUCCCUCACCGGUGCCAAAGACUUGACUAAAAAUGCCGAAGUGGUUGCAGGGACAGGAGAACAGUGCCUUCCCUUUGAUGAAGCCAGAUGUGGGGAUGGAGGGAAGGCUGUGGAAGCAACACUCAUGAGUCCCAAAGGAAUGGCGAUCGACAAGAAUGGAUUAAUCUACUUUGUUGAUGGAACCAUGAUCAGAAAAGUUGAUCAAAAUGGAAUCAUUUCAACUCUCCUGGGCUCUAACGAUCUGACUUCAGCCAGACCUUUAACGUGCGACACUAGCAUGCACAUCAGCCAGGUACGUCUGGAAUGGCCCACUGACCUCGCCAUUAACCCCAUGGAUAACUCCAUUUAUGUCCUGGAUAAUAAUGUAGUUUUACAGAUUACGGAAAACCGUCAGGUGCGCAUCGCUGCGGGACGGCCCAUGCACUGCCAGGUGCCAGGAGUGGAAUAUUCUGUGGGGAAGCACGCAGUUCAGACAACACUGGAGUCGGCCACUGCCAUUGCCGUGUCCUACAGCGGGGUCCUGUACAUCACCGAAACCGACGAGAAGAAAAUCAACCGGAUAAGGCAGGUCACGACAGAUGGGGAGAUCUCCCUGGUGGCCGGGAUCCCUUCGGAGUGUGACUGCAAAAAUGACGCCAAUUGUGACUGCUACCAGAGCGGAGACGGCUACGCCAAAGAUGCCAAACUGAGCGCUCCGUCCUCCCUCGCCGCCUCUCCGGAUGGCACCCUGUACAUCGCAGACCUGGGGAACAUUCGGAUCCGGGCCGUGUCGAAGAACAAGCCUUCACUUAACUCCAUGAACUUUUACGAGGUUGCCUCUCCGACUGACCAAGAGCUCUACAUCUUUGACAUCAACGGCACUCACCAGCACACUGUCAGCCUGGUCACCGGCGAUUACCUGUACAACUUCAGCUACAGCAACGAUAAUGACGUUACCGCCGUGACCGACAGCAACGGCAACACCCUCCGCAUCAGGCGGGACCCAAACCGGAUGCCAGUUCGGGUGGUGUCUCCGGAUAACCAAGUGAUAUGGCUGACCAUAGGAACAAACGGAUGUUUGAAAAGCAUGACUGCGCAAGGGGUGGAAUUAGUUUUGUUUACUUACCACGGCAAUAGCGGCCUCUUAGCCACCAAAAGCGAUGAAACUGGAUGGACAACAUUUUUUGACUAUGACAGUGAGGGUCGUCUGACCAACGUGACAUUUCCAACCGGAGUGGUCACAAACCUUCAUGGAGACAUGGACAGGGCCAUCACGGUGGACAUUCAGUCAUCCAGCCGAGAAGAAGAUGUCAGCAUCACUUCAAAUCUGUCCUCCAUCGACUCAUUCUACACCAUGGUUCAAGAUCAGUUAAGAAACAGCUACCAGAUCGGUUAUGACGGCUCCCUUCGCAUCAUCUCCGCCAGCGGCCUGGACUCCCACUACCAGACGGAGCCCCACGUGCUGGCCGGCACGGCUAACCCGACAGUUGCCAAACGAAACAUGACUCUUCCUGGUGAAAAUGGUCAGAAUUUGGUGGAAUGGAGAUUCCGCAAAGAGCAAGCCCAAGGAAAAGUCAACGUGUUCGGUCGAAAGCUCAGGGUUAACGGCAGAAACCUCCUCUCGGUUGACUUUGAUCGAACCACCAAGACAGAAAAGAUCUAUGAUGACCACCGUAAAUUCCUCCUGCGGAUCGCCUACGACACGUCAGGGCACCCGACGCUCUGGCUGCCCAGCAGCAAGCUGAUGGCCGUCAACGUCACCUACUCAUCCACAGGGCAGAUUGCCAGCAUCCAGCGAGGAACCACGAGCGAGAAAGUGGAUUAUGAUGGACAGGGGAGAAUCGUCUCCCGGGUUUUCGCUGACGGUAAAACGUGGAGUUACACGUACUUAGAGAAGUCCAUGGUCCUUCUGCUCCACAGCCAGCGGCAGUACAUCUUCGAAUAUGAUAUGUGGGACCGGCUGUCUGCCAUCACCAUGCCCAGCGUGGCUCGCCACACCAUGCAGACCAUCCGCUCCAUCGGCUACUACCGUAACAUAUACAACCCCCCGGAAAGCAACGCCUCCAUCAUCACGGACUACAACGAGGAAGGGCUGCUUCUGCAGACGGCGUUCCUGGGGACCAGUCGGAGGGUCUUAUUCAAGUACAGAAGGCAGACCAGGCUCUCAGAGAUUUUAUACGACAGCACGAGAGUCAGUUUUACCUACGAUGAAACGGCAGGCGUCCUCAAAACUGUAAACCUCCAGAGUGAUGGUUUUAUUUGCACCAUCAGAUACAGGCAGAUUGGCCCUCUGAUUGACAGACAGAUUUUCCGCUUUAGUGAAGACGGGAUGGUAAACGCAAGAUUUGACUACAGCUAUGACAACAGCUUCCGGGUGACCAGCAUGCAGGGUGUCAUCAAUGAGACGCCCCUGCCCAUUGACCUCUAUCAGUUUGAUGACAUUUCUGGAAAAGUGGAGCAGUUUGGAAAGUUUGGAGUUAUAUACUACGAUAUUAACCAGAUCAUUUCCACGGCCGUGAUGACGUACACGAAGCACUUCGACGCCCACGGCCGCAUCAAGGAAAUCCAGUAUGAGAUAUUCCGGUCGCUCAUGUACUGGAUUACAAUUCAGUACGAUAACAUGGGCCGGGUAACCAAGAGGGAGAUCAAAAUAGGGCCCUUCGCCAACACCACCAAAUACGCUUAUGAGUACGACGUGGACGGUCAGCUCCAGACAGUGUACCUCAAUGAAAAAAUCAUGUGGCGUUACAACUACGAUCUGAACGGGAACCUCCACCUGCUGAACCCAAGUAACAGCGCCCGUCUGACACCCCUGCGCUACGACCUGCGGGACAGGAUCACCCGACUGGGUGAUGUUCAGUAUCGGCUGGAUGAAGACGGCUUCCUGCGCCAAAGGGGCACGGAGAUCUUCGAGUACAGCUCCAAGGGGCUUCUCACCCGAGUUUACAGUAAAGGCAGCGGCUGGACGGUGCUCUAUCGCUACGACGGCCUGGGAAGGCGGGUCUCCAGCAAGACCAGCCUGGGGCAGCACCUGCAGUUCUUUUAUGCCGACCUGACUUACCCCACCAGGAUUACGCAUGUCUACAACCAUUCGAGUUCGGAGAUCACCUCCCUCUAUUACGAUCUCCAAGGACAUCUUUUCGCCAUGGAAAUCAGUAGCGGGGAUGAAUUCUACAUCGCCUCAGAUAACACGGGGACACCGCUGGCUGUUUUCAGCAGCAACGGGCUUAUGCUAAAACAGAUUCAGUACACUGCAUAUGGCGAAAUCUAUUUUGACUCCAAUAUUGACUUUCAACUGGUAAUUGGAUUUCACGGUGGCUUGUAUGACCCACUCACAAAAUUAAUCCACUUUGGAGAAAGAGAUUAUGAUAUUUUGGCAGGACGAUGGACAACGCCUGACAUCGAGAUCUGGAAAAGAAUUGGGAAGGACCCAGCUCCUUUCAACCUGUAUAUGUUUAGGAAUAACAACCCUGCGAGCAAAAUCCAUGAUGUCAAAGACUACAUCACAGAUGUUAACAGCUGGCUGGUGACAUUUGGCUUCCAUCUGCACAAUGCUAUUCCUGGAUUCCCUGUCCCCAAAUUUGAUUUAACGGAGCCUUCUUACGAGCUUGUGAAGAGUCAGCAGUGGGAUGACAUACCGCCCAUUUUUGGAGUCCAGCAGCAAGUGGCCAGGCAGGCCAAGGCCUUCCUGUCCCUGGGGAAGAUGGCCGAGGUGCAGGUGAGCAGGCGCAAGGGCGGCGGCGCGCCGUCAUGGCUGUGGUUCGCCACGGUCAAGUCGCUGAUCGGCAAGGGCGUCAUGCUGGCCGUGAGCCAGGGCCGCGUGCAGACCAACGUGCUCAACAUCGCCAACGAGGACUGCAUCAAGGUGGCGGCCGUGCUCAACAACGCCUUCUACCUGGAGAACCUGCACUUCACCAUCGAGGGCAAGGACACGCACUACUUCAUCAAGACCAGCACGCCCGAGAGCGACCUGGGCACGCUGCGCCUGACGAGCGGCCGCAAGGCGCUGGAGAACGGCAUCAACGUGACGGUGUCGCAGUCCACCACCGUGGUCAACGGCAGGACUCGCAGGUUCGCCGACGUGGAGAUGCAGUUCGGGGCGCUGGCGCUGCACGUGCGCUACGGCAUGACGCUGGACGAGGAGAAGGCGCGCAUCCUGGAGCAGGCGCGCCAGCGCGCGCUCGCCCGGGCCUGGGCGCGCGAGCAGCAGCGCGUGCGCGACGGCGAGGAGGGCGCGCGCCUCUGGACGGAGGGCGAGAAGCGGCAGCUGCUGAGCGCCGGCAAGGUGCAGGGCUACGACGGGUACUACGUACUCUCGGUGGAGCAGUACCCCGAGCUGGCCGACAGCGCCAACAACAUCCAGUUCCUCCGCCAGAGCGAGAUCGGCAAGAGGUAACCCCCCCGGGCCGGCGGCAGGGAUGAGCGGCCGCCCCCGCGGGAACCGAGCCGGCGGGGCGCCGCCUGCCUGGCCAGCCCCAGCCGCACCUCUGCUCAGAUCAGUCUGUAGCACAAUCCGAGGGGGACUCUCCGGCACCGAAGAGCCUUCCGGGAGAACCAGACUGCUAUUACAGAAAAUCCACGGAGAAUUAAAAAAACAAACAAAACGCCAAAACUUUCUUCUGAAUGACCUUAAAGGUGAUCGGCUUUAAAGAAUAUGUUUACAUAUGCAUAUCGCUGCACUCAUUUGGACUGAAAGUGUUACAAAGAAAACAGAUCAUUAAAGAAAGGAAAAAUAAAAGGAAAGGCCCAAACGUUUUGCUCUGGGCCGGCUGUUCUUUGAGGCACUGUAUUUAACGAAGGUAGAAAUGCAUACAGUGUUUCCAAAUAUUACUGAAUUGUCGACCUUUGCUUACAAGAAGUAGUCUCUCUGCAUAGGAUGUGAUAUAUAUCUCUGUUAAUUUUGAAAUGUGGGGCAAAUUUACCGUUUAUAGACAAUCCAGCUGCUUUCCCUGUGCUGCUUUGUAAAAGGACAUUGGCACCAGUGACUUCUGCCACAGCGGGGAUUUCAUAAUGGAUUUUACAACGCUAACGUGGUUUGCCUUGGGGGAAACAAACUGGCAAAUACAAUCCUUGUCACUGAUAAGCAAAGGAAAUCCUGAUUUUUUUGUAAAUUAUGUGAGACAAGUUGUUUAUGGAUUUUUAUAUGAAUUACAAUUUACUGUACAUCAAAUAUUAGUCUCAGAGGAGUUAAUUUAUGUAAAGUGUUUAAAAAAGUUUAUACUUAAAAAUAAAAUGAUAAAAACA
Molecule: messenger RNA, 9943 nt
Organism: Camelus dromedarius (Arabian camel)
Lineage: Eukaryota; Metazoa; Chordata; Mammalia; Artiodactyla; Camelidae
Gene: TENM3
Product: teneurin transmembrane protein 3
Exons: 39
Coding region: 930-9095 (2721 amino acids)
Biological process (GO): neuron development; heterophilic cell-cell adhesion; signal transduction
Cellular component (GO): neuron projection; membrane
Molecular function (GO): protein heterodimerization activity; cell adhesion molecule binding; protein homodimerization activity
Source: RefSeq, a predicted model, not a curated record